GAGGGGGCCGGGGGCCCCCCGUGGUCCAUUGACGGAUCCAACCAAAAGGCGCUUUGCGCGUCAGAGCAGAGGAAUGGAGCGGACCGAGGCUGCAGCUGCAGUGACGCGCGGUGGAAAUACGCGCAGUGAGACCUCCACUGGCGCUCGCUGGCAGCUCCGCUCCUAACUGCAGUUUUCACAGGUGAAAGUCCAGCCGGGAAUGCAGCAGUGAAAUCCUCCGUGUGGGACCAGUCGGGAGUGUUGCCGCAUCGCCCCAGACGCCGCCGGGCACCAUGUUCCACCAGCCGACCGACCAGGCGGUGAACGCCAGCUGCCAGGCGGACACCUCCGCGUGCAACGGGAGCGCGGACGGGGACGCGCUGCAGCUGCCCACUUUCUCCACCGCCGCCAAAGUCCGAGUGAUCAUCACCUUCGCGCUGUGCGCCGUGUCGGCGGUGUGCAACCUGGUGGUGCUGUGGGCGGCCGGCCACGGCGGCAAGCGCAAGUCCCACGUCCGCAUCCUCAUCAUGAACCUGACGGCGGCGGACCUGCUGGUGACCUUCAUCGUGAUGCCCGUGGACGCGGCGUGGAACAUCACGGUGCAGUGGCAGGCGGGGGACGUCGCCUGCCGGCUGCUGAUGUUCCUGAAGCUGGUGGCGAUGUACUCGUGCGCCUUCGUGACCGUGGUCAUCAGCCUGGACAGGAAGUCCGCCAUCCUCAACCCGCUGGGCAUCAGCGAGGCCAAGAGGAAAAGCAAAAUCAUGCUGACCGUGGCCUGGACGAUGAGCUGCGUCCUCUCGCUGCCCCAGAUGUUUAUAUUCCACAAUGUGACCAUCACAGUCCCAGAGAACUUCACCCAGUGCACCACCCACGGCAGUUUUGUCCAGCACUGGCAGGAGACCCUCUACAACAUGUUCACCUUUGUGUGCCUCUUCCUCCUGCCUCUGGUCAUCAUGAUCUACUGCUACACGCGGAUCCUUGUCGAGAUAUCCAGCCGCAUGGCACGGAAUAACUUGGUGUCGAGAGACGUCCACCUCCGCCGAUCUCACAACAACAUCCCCAAAGCUCGGAUGAGGACUCUGAAAAUGAGCAUCGUCAUUGUGACGUCAUUCAUCAUCUGCUGGACACCGUACUACCUGCUCGGCCUGUGGUACUGGCUGUUCCCUGAAAAAAUGGAGGAGACGGUUUCCCAUUCGCUGACUCACAUGCUGUUUAUCUUUGGGCUCUUCAACGCCUGCCUAGACCCAAUUACUUAUGGUCUGUUCACCAUCCAUCUUCGCCAGGGUCUUAAGAGAUGCUGUCAAAGUUCAAACACACGGACCGAAUUUGAAAAUAACACUUGCCACGUACACAUGGCGCGCCUGUCAUCCCACAGGCAGAUUGCCUCAAGUGGCAACAAUACAGACAUAGAAGAGGGAAACAACAAGAACAGCAAGGAAAGAGGCUCAAGACCAAUCAUCCCAGUGAGCAGGCUCCCUUAAAGAAUUUAAUGAAAAGAAUCUCUGCCUCUUAUCUGUGCUGAUCUUAGUCUAGCGUUGACGGCUAGUUCGGUGAUUUUGCUUUGAAAGAUCCACGAAAAUAUUGUGUCUUUUUCUCAGAUGAAAAAGCGCAAAGUUUUGCUCCACUGAUCAGUAAGUCAGUGCUGUGUUACAGUAAAGCUGGUUCAUCCUACUCACUGUCUUGAAUGCCACUGAUCCGAUUUUGACAAACCGUUGCAGUGUGACACAGGUUGUUGCUCCUCUGCAUAAAAUGAUGAUUGACUGAGGUUGACGCUGCGCAUCAGGCUGAUGUCUCACACGCCGCUGAACAGAUUUUCCGGAAGCUUAAAAGCCCAUGAGUUCAAAUUCAGGUCGAGCUGAUGACAAAUCUGUUCAAAGUCCCUCUAAAUUGACUGAAAAUGUCUUGCACCCAAAUAUUUCAGCAUCACUCUUCGAGUCGAAAAACAACUUUGCCAAAUUGAAAGGUAUUCACAGCUACAACACGUACACGCACAAAAACCUGUACAUUCUCAACAGACAAACACUGAUCUUGACAUUCACUUUAUUGUUACUUUCAAAGAAACAAAGGAAACACACUGUGCGGUUGUCAUUAGAUCAACUAUGAUGUGUGAUUAAAAUAAUUCCCUGUCAGGUAAAAUUGAGGUUUCACAGUUUGACAUUUUAAUUAUUUGUCUGUUUUUUUGCUAUAAGGUCGUGUGCUCCUUAGCUUAUUGACUGAAAAUUGCUCUACUCCAACUUGUCAUUCAUGGUGAUUUGUUUGCAGUAUAUAAAACUUGUUUCAUUGUAAAAAAUGAAUGUUAUAUCAUGAUCUUCAUUGACCAUGACAGCGUUUUAAUGAAGUGUGUUAUGGAAUACUGUAGUAUGUAUUGAAUGUACCUGCAGAACAUGCUGCUUAAUUUGCUCAAUUUGUUCGAGAUCAGUUCAGAUCAGUGUUGACUGUGUUGCACCAGAAAAAAAAAAAAAACCCCACCGGAGAAACGGCUCUGUAAAGAAACUGUUAUUCAUCAUGACAGUUCGUAUAUUUCAUAUUCAUAUUAGUGGCGUGACUUUCUGUGACUAAGAAAUGUAUAAGAAAACAGAUUAAUUCAAAUUAUAAACUUCGUUAAUAAUAUAAAGUGAAUGGUAAACGGGUAUUUAACUUAUAUGUGUUGCUAAAAACACCAAGAGGGAAUAAUGUUGUUUGUUUGCAUGAUAUUGUUAUGUUAUUGUUAUAUUGUUAUUUUCUGCAAAUUAUGCAAGAUGUGGUGAUGUAAACUUGCAAAUGUGCUUCUCUGUUGAAUUGAAUAAAUCACUCUCUCUUUACAUUGCACUGGAUGAUGCACAAACUGUU
Molecule: messenger RNA, 2808 nt
Organism: Scophthalmus maximus (turbot)
Lineage: Eukaryota; Metazoa; Chordata; Actinopteri; Pleuronectiformes; Scophthalmidae
Gene: gnrhr4
Product: gonadotropin releasing hormone receptor 4
Exons: 4
Coding region: 273-1460 (395 amino acids)
Biological process (GO): G protein-coupled receptor signaling pathway
Cellular component (GO): membrane
Molecular function (GO): peptide binding; gonadotropin-releasing hormone receptor activity
Source: RefSeq, a predicted model, not a curated record